Messenger RNA from Suncus etruscus (white-toothed pygmy shrew), 2386 nucleotides. RefSeq names its product SH3 and cysteine rich domain 2 (gene STAC2). The transcript is spliced from 11 exons. The record is from RefSeq and is a predicted model, not a curated record. Gene Ontology annotation, molecular function: protein binding. NCBI's taxonomy places the organism in Eukaryota, Metazoa, Chordata, Mammalia, Eulipotyphla, Soricidae. Gene Ontology annotation, cellular component: extrinsic component of cytoplasmic side of plasma membrane. Gene Ontology annotation, biological process: positive regulation of protein localization to plasma membrane; positive regulation of voltage-gated calcium channel activity; skeletal muscle contraction. The coding region runs from base 414 to 1634 and encodes 406 amino acids.
GGGGAGGGGGUGGGGGGCGGGCGCAGAGGACGGCGGGGCCGGCCGGACACCCACAAACACCGCGGCCUCCCGCGGCUCAUCCCCCGCGUCCCCACUCGCCUCCUCCCCGGGAGCGCCGCGAGCAGCAUCCUCUGCGGACCCUCGCGCCUCCUUCCCUCCCUCCUGCCUCUCUCCCGGCCAGGGUCGCCCCGCGCCCGGGAACUUUCUCGGCCAGUGCCCGGGAGAGUCAGUCAGUCGCGGGGUGACAGCUUAGCCCCCGCCCCGGGUGGGUUUCUCUGGGGGGUGCAUUGCAAGUGGGGGUCCCGGAGAGCCCUUGCCACCCACCCACCCCAGCUUUGCCAGCCUUGUCCCCCUGUGGGCCAGCCGUCGGGUCUCCGGUGCAGCCCCUCUCCCUCCCCUUGUCCCCCCUUACCAUGACCGAAAUGAGCGAGAAGGAGAACGAGCCAGAGGACGCGGCCACUCACAGCCCCCCUGGGUCCAUCUCUGCCCUCCAAGAGACCAAGCUCCAGCGGUUCAGGCGUACCCUGUCCCUCAAGACCAUCCUCCGAAGUAAGAGUGUGGAGAAUUUCUUCCUUCGCUCGGGCUCGGAGCUCAAGUGCCCCACCGAGGUGCUGCUGACACCCCCCACCCCAGUGCCCCCUCCCUCCCCACCCCCAGCAGCCACAGAGGGGGGUCUGCCCACCCCAGUCCCCUCUCCCUGCCCAGCCCCCCGCCCCCUGGCACCACUCAAACCCCUGAGGCUGCACAGCUUCCAGGAAUACGUCUUCAAGCGUGCCAGCCCCUGUGAGCUGUGUCACCAGCUCGUCGUGGGCAACUCCAAGCAGGGCUUGCGCUGUAAGACUUGCAAAAUCAGCGUCCACCUCUGGUGCUCUGAGGAGCUCUCACACCAGCAAUGCCCUGGCAAGAUGUCCUUCCGCCGCAACUUCAGUUCCCCACUCCUGGUGCACGAGCCACCACCAGCGUGUGCCACAAACAAAGAGUCGCCACCUGUGGGAGCCAGCGAGAAGAUGGAUCCCGUCUAUGAGACCCUGCGCUACGGCACCUCCUUGGCCCUGAUGAACCGCUCCAGCUUCAGCAGCACUUCCGAAUCCCCGACGCGGAGCCUGAGCGAGCGGGAUGAACUGGCCGAGGAUGGCGAGGGCAGCAUCCGCAGCUCAGAAGAUGGCCCUGGAGACAGCGCAGUGUUCGCAGCCCCAGCAGAGAGCGAAGGAUCAGGCCCAGAGAAGAGCCCUGGACAGCAGCCCCCCAAACCUGCCCUGCGGAAGGAAGUGGGGCCCAUGUACUCCUACGUGGCGCUCUACAAGUUCCUGCCUCAGGAGAACAACGAUCUUGCUCUGCAACCUGGAGACCGGAUCAUGCUGGUGGAUGACUCGAACGAGGACUGGUGGAAGGGCAAGAUUGGCGACCGGGUUGGCUUUUUCCCAGCCAACUUCGUACAGCGAGUGAGGCCAGGUGAGAACGUUUGGCGAUGCUGCCAGCCCUUCCCUGGGAACAAGGAGCAGGGCUACAUGAGCCUGAAGGAGAACCAGAUCUGUGUAGGCGUGGGCCGGAGCAAAGACGUUGAUGGCUUCAUCCGCGUGAGCAGCGGCAAGAAGCGGGGCCUGGUGCCGGCAGAUGCCCUGACCGAGAUCUGAGACGACCCCAGGGAAGCCAGAAGCAUUUCCUCCCCAUCCUGCUUGUGGCCCUGGCAGGGGCUCCUGGCUCUCCCCUCUGCAUAUCAUCUAGGGGAGCUCAUUUGGCCUGGGGCCUUCUGCUGCAGGAAGGUUUUAUUUUUUUGAGGGGUGGGGGACACCCCAAGGAAGAAGUUGCUCCUCUGGGACGUCAGGGAGGAGAAAGUGGGAGGGAGUGGGGAAGCUCCAAGGAGGUCCCAUGGGGGCUCAGGGACCCCCCCAAUCCAGUGGCAAUUCUGAGUCCAGCCCUGGGGGUUGUUCAUGGGACACCCCCCAACUGCUGCUUCCUGAGUCUCCCUGUAUCCCUUGCAUGUGCCCUCCUGGCCCCACAGAACCCCUGCUUGGGUCUAUGUGUGUGACCCUCGGCUGACCUCUGGGGAGUGGCCUGCAGGGUCCCUUAGCCCUCCAAGCCAUCAAUUCUCAGGAAAGUUCUGCGGGUACCGCUGCUCCAUUACUUGAAACCUGGCAGACCUGGAGGGGCUCAGGGAAACUGUCCCCCUCAUGAGGACCAGUGCCCCCUGUCGGUCACUAAGGGACAGCCAAGAGCAGGCCCCAGGGAGAGCACAAAGCUGGCACGUGCUCAGUCCAGUAGCCCCAUUUUGCUGUUGGGACCCCAAAAGACCCCAGAGGCAGGACCCCCAAACUGGGGGCCCAGGGCUGCCCAUUUCCGGCCUGGACUUUGGUGACCUCCCAGGUGACUGGCCCUGGUGAUGACC